Messenger RNA from Dicrocoelium dendriticum, 4483 nucleotides. NCBI's taxonomy places the organism in Eukaryota, Metazoa, Platyhelminthes, Trematoda, Plagiorchiida, Dicrocoeliidae. The record is from the annotation of a GenBank genome assembly.
AGAGGUUUGCGGUAUUUGGAAAAUUGGCGCCAGUGUAUUGCGCAAUUUCCUUGCGAUGACUGCUCCUGCGAAUGCUUUAGCCUCCGAAGUUAUACGGAUAGCUCAUUAUCACUACAUACAUGUUAUAAAUUUGAAUACUAAUGUGACUCGAGUGGUCCUAGGACCUAAAACAUAUUUAUGCCUCCAAGACGAGAGUGUUGUUGUCGGUCCCACCAAGAUGAUUGUGGUUCCACCGAUGAAUUACUGCUUGAUCAAAAACCCAGUAGUCAGAACAGAGGAUGGGACGCCAGUGGUUGACCCUAGUGGUCAAGUAAAGCUUAAGGCGGGUGAUGAAGAAUAUCGGUUUCACCAAGAACCAUUCCCUUUGUACCCUGGUGAAGAGCUUAUAGGCUCUAUUGAGGCGUUACCAGUUGUUCCUGUUAAUAGCGCUUUUCUUCUUGAAAGCCUAAUGAACUGCGUCGAUCAUGAUGGUAUCGAACGGAUUGCAGGCGAGCGUUGGCUUUUCGAAGGACCUGGGACCUAUUUACCUCUAAAGGAAGUGAAGAUCAUCAAAUCAGUUGAGGCAGAGACCAUAGAGAGUAACACGGCGCUUUGUCUUGAGGCCACUCGGGAUUGUACAGGUCGCGAUGGCGUGAAACACGUCCACGGUGAUCGGUGGCUUGUGCGUAAACCAGGUGUAUAUUUGCCUGGGCCUUACGAGAAAGUAGUUGAAAAGAGAAUGGCCUACAAAGUGACGGAACAGGUCGCACUGCACAUACGUGCGAUAGCGUCGCAUGUGGAUGAAUUCGGCAAAAAACGUCGCUUUGGGGAUGAAUGGCUUAUCACAUCCAAGGACACUGAUAGUUAUAUUUGCAGUGUUUACCAAGAAGUCGUUUCGACAGUGGACAUCACUGUCCUCAGCGCACAUAAAUACUGCGUCAUAUUGAACCCAGUGGAUGCGGAUGGUGUACCACAGUUGGGAAAGAAAAAGCUUGUCACAGGAGAAACAUCCUUCUUUCUUAACCCUGGCGAACAGUUACAGUGUGAUGUGGAGGACACAUACAUUUUAAGGCAUGAUGAGGGACUGAUUUUGCGUGCCGAAGCGGAAUUCGUAGAUGAGCUGGAAUCGGUUGAAUUUCCUCCAGGUCAUGGUGACGGUGAGCCGGUGCGAAAGAAGCAAAUGGUGAUUCGGCGUCCCGGUGAUAGAUGGACGGUUCGUGGUCCCCUUGAAUAUGUUCCGCCGAUUGAAGUAGAAGUCUUCAGCCGCAUCUCUCUGAUUCCGUUGGAUCGCAACGAGGGCAUCUACGUUAGAAAUACAAAAACCGGGACAGUGCGCGCCGUAAUUGGGCAGGCCUAUAUGCUGACUGAAGACGAAGAACUAUGGGAAAAGAAACUGCCCCAAGAUGUCAUUGAUUUGCUGUCCAGCAACAAAGACCCAUUGGCAGAUCGCGGAGCUUACGCUUCUAAAAUGCGGUUGGCUGCCCCUGAAUCGCAGACCAGCAUUGAUCUGACGCGUGUGGUUACCUUCCAGGUGCCUCACAACGCUGCGGUUCAAGUCUACGACUAUAAGGAGAACAAAGCUCGUGUUGAAUUCGGUCCCACUCUCGUCAUGCUUGGUCCGGAUGAACAGUUUACAAGACUCAGCUUGAGCGGAGGCAAGCCAAAAAGACCAAAUGCGAUCAAGACUUUAUGUCUGCUGUUGGGUCCGGAUUUUUGCACUGACGUUGUUGUCGUGGAGACAGCGGAUCACGCUCGGUUGUCGCUACAGUUGUCCUACAAUUGGCAUUUUGCAGUCUCCAAACCGUGCAGCCAAGAAGAUGCAGCCAAACUAUUCUCUGUGCCGGACUUUAUCGGGGACGCGUGUAAGGCGAUUGCGUCCCGAAUUCGUGGAAAAGUUGCGUCUGUGAACUUCGACGACUUCCACCGUAAUUCUUGUCGACUUAUUCGCGUUGCUGUUUUCGGCGAGGGUACUGACAACAGAGUGCGAGAUCAAUUUGUGCUGCCCCAAAACAACCUCCAUAUUACUAGUGUUGAUGUCCAGUCUGUGGAACCAGUGGACCAACGGACACGAGAUUCUCUGCAAAAAUCGGUGCAGUUGGCCAUCGAGAUCACAACGAAUUCACAGGAGGCAGCAGCCCGGUAUGCUUACUUAGUCCAUUGUGUCACGUGUCAAUUGCAAUUCCUCAAUCAUGUUGCAUCAACCUUAGGUGACGGCAUGGCCAUCAUCAUCCUCCUUUUGGAUGUGCAAAAAGCGUUUGACUAUGUACCGCACAAACCAUCGUUGACCGUGAUGCAGUCCUACGGAGUUAUCAACCCUUUCUUGAGUUCAAUAUCUUGGAACAUAUUUGGAACCGAUCGGGAAGUCAUCAUUUCAGAAAACUUGGUAGACGACCGGUUAAUGUAUUUAUGGUGAUGGUUCGAACUAUAUCUUAACGGCUGAACACUGAGAGUACAUAUCGGUCAAUAUUGUUUCACUUCCAGAAAUGUCAUGAGCAGUGUUGUUCAUGGCCCAUUGCUUUUCCUCAUUUAUAAAAGCGAUGUAUGUGAUUACAUUAGCUACCGGCACCUAUUUAUGUUUGCGGAUGACAUCAAACUAGUGUACUCAUUUAGACCUGACCAUCUGGAUGCGUACUUAAAAAAUAUACGCAAGGACCUAACAUCCCAAAACAAAUGGGGCGAAAGCAGGCCAAUGAUGUCUACUGCAGAUAAAUCGUAGAUACUCUCUGCCACAGAUGCAGUAUACCAGAAGGACCCAUCACUCUCACUGGCACUCACAUCCCAACUACGUAUUCCGUUAGAUAUCUGGGAAUUCGAUAUGCGAGUAGCUUCGACUUCUCCGAACACAUUCUACAUCAAGUAGCGGAAGCGAAGCAACUAACAAACUACAUCACUAGGUCAUUUUCACUAUCCCAAACACGGCUUGAAUCAUUCAAACUCAUAACGCUAGCCACUUUAGAGUGUUGUAUCAUCGUACAUAGCCACUUACGUAAAAUGGAUAGAAAUGUCAUUUGGAAAACCCAAAGGUUUAUGGGGCCUUCAUCAACGCUCACCAUUGAGGACCGAUGUUCCUGCCUCCAGCUCGAUCCACUCUGGCUUCGACGGCUUAAAAGCAAUCCUACUCUUCCCUACAUUAUAAUAUAUUCGCCAGUUUUCCCAACCAAUACGGCCGUCGUUUUACAUAAUGGCCCAACCUUCCCUACUCGUAGUGAGAAAGGUCUACUGUUCUUACAGAGGACCAAGCACAAUAUCCGCUUAAAUUUCUUCCUGGGGAGGUACGCCCAUCUGAGUAAUAACUACCGGUACAAGUAAGGACCAGCGAGAGCCUGUUCAGUUUUAAAUCACAUGCAAAAACUUUUCUUUUCUUACCAUAUGUGGCAAAACUUUUCGAUCUACGCCAGUCCACGUGCGUAGCCAUGGAAUUUAGCCCGGAAACCAUACGACAAUAGUAACUAUAAAAUAAUUUCACUUAGUACAUACUCAUCAAAAGAUUGUAUAACUAUUCCAUAUUGAAUGCAGUUGAUAAAUGAAAUGAUGACGAAACUCGCUGUACAAAUGAUCAUUGCACAAACGGAAUGUAUUCUGCCCGUCGGGAAAUGUACCCAUUUAUUUAUUUAUUCAUAAUUUUCUCACGCUGUUUAGAGGUAUCUUACGUCACUCCUUGCUUCUUUCCACUUUCAACCAGCCACGAAGCAGAACGCGUUGAGCAGGAGGCUCGUGGCCGAUUAGAGCGCCAGAAAAUCUUGGAUGAAACGGCCGCGGAAGAGGCUCGUCGCAGUCUGCUCGAGACACGCGUUCAAUUGGCCGCUCUGGAGAGCACCGGACAAGCAAAAGCUGAGGCUAUGAGUCGCGCAGAAGCUAUGCGCAUUGAGGGUGAGGCGAAUGUAGAGCAGGCAAAGCUGCGCGCGGAAGCGUUGGCGAUCGAUACCGAUUCUGAAUUGGAACGAUUGAGGAAGGCACGUGCUAUGGAAUUGGAGUACGUCAAGGAGAAAGAUAGUAUCAAACUUCACACAUUAACUGAACAGAUGAAAGUGGAGGUUUCACGCUUCACAGCUAUGGUAAACGCUAUCGGGGCAGAAACCUUAAAGGCAAUCGCUAGUGCUGGCCCGGAGCAUAACAUACGUAUGCUAAGCGCUUUGGGUUUGCAAAGCACUCUUAUCACUGACGGAUCCACUCCGGUGAAUUUAUUAUCUACUGCUCACGGUUUGAUAGGGAAGAUGAUGGACCAGGACGGGUUUGAUCCCAAACGCAAAACCUUGCAGAAAAAAGCGAUUGCAGUGAAAACUCAAGAUGGCGCGACCCAAGAGGAAGAUGAAGAGGAUUCCGCUGUUGUUUCCUAACAGUAGAAACACAUUCUCCUUUUCCGGUUAAAUUUGUGACUUAUUUCUUAACUGGUUUCUUAGGCUUUAUUUCGCGUUUUCUUGUUGUGUUUGCUUCACCGCCGCCUCGCUUUCGUUAUAUCUUGCUUUUGAAAACUAUUUUUGGCAAAUAAUCCCUUUUCUGAAGU